Messenger RNA from Schizosaccharomyces osmophilus, 522 nucleotides. RefSeq names its product CIA machinery monothiol glutaredoxin Grx3 (gene grx3). Gene Ontology annotation, cellular component: cytoplasm; Golgi lumen; cis-Golgi network. Gene Ontology annotation, molecular function: glutathione disulfide oxidoreductase activity. Gene Ontology annotation, biological process: cellular response to oxidative stress. Lineage: Eukaryota; Fungi; Ascomycota; Schizosaccharomycetes; Schizosaccharomycetales; Schizosaccharomycetaceae. Bases 1 to 522 code for a protein of 173 amino acids. The record is from RefSeq and is a predicted model, not a curated record. The transcript has a single exon.
AUGCUAAAUCCCAAACUUAUUUUAUGCGGAUCUAUCUUCAUUAUCCUGCUGUUUCUUCAAUUAAUUCUACCUUUUCCUUUUAGUAUACCGCUAACGAAAAGCUCGUCGAGUCCUCUUGCUGCGCAAAGCCAUCCUUCUUCAACUUCCUACGAGGCCAAACUUCCUAGUAAAGAUGCAGUAGAAGAAAAGGAUUUCCAGGUUUUUCUUGAAAAUCCCGUCAUGGUCUUUAGUCGUCCAGGUUGCCUAUACAGUCAGGCAGCCAAGUCCAUGCUGACGGAUAUACUCAAUAUGGAACCUGCUCCUUUCAUCGUCGAAGUCACAGACUUCACCCAUAGUACCGAAUUGCGCUCAUGGUUAUCUUCCAUUAGCGGUGUUUACACACUUCCAAAUAUUUUUUUUGGUGGUCAUAGCAUUGGUGGAUAUGAGGAUUUACAAUUGCUCUACCGGGAGCACCAAAUUCAAGGCGAAUUGGAUCGUUGGACGCACAAUCAAGUCAAAAUUAUUCCUAUUCAAGAAGCCUAA